Saccostrea cuccullata (small rock oyster) is the source of this 560-nucleotide messenger RNA. RefSeq lists its product as uncharacterized. Lineage: Eukaryota; Metazoa; Mollusca; Bivalvia; Ostreida; Ostreidae. The coding region runs from base 87 to 527 and encodes 146 amino acids. The record is from RefSeq and is a predicted model, not a curated record. The transcript is spliced from 4 exons.
ACGUAGUAUGUCAAUAAAGUAUUGAUAAGAUUUCAAGCGACAAGGGAGUCCUCUAGAGGUACAAUAUAGUUAGUAAAGCCACGAUAAUGCUGAAAUACAUCGCUUUUACAUUGAUCGGAGUAAUAAUAAUACAAGGGGCACAUAUUAAUAGGAAUAGACGCACUGGAACAGCGGAACAUUGGUGUUGUGGUGUGGAUGUUGCACCAGUACGGAAAAACGUGACGACAGUUGAUGUAGUACCAACACAGGUAACAAAAAUAGUGAAUACUACAUACCAGAGAGACUGCCACUUUGGAGAGACACCCACUAUCGCGGAGGGACUUCUGUGUGAGGACAUCGUCAGCCAUGUUGUAACGACGACGGAGUUAAAGGAAGUCAAUAAAACAACGAUUGUUGAGUACCCUGGGAAAUGUCCUCAGCACUAUCUCCACUGCUGUGACGGAUAUGAAAAAGUAGGAUCCCAGUGCUUAGAUCAGGGAGCAUCAAGUUCCCUACAAGAACUCAUAGAUGCUGGCCUACUUGGAUAAAAGAUAAACAUUGUAUUCAUUUGUGCAAAAUAA